GUGGACGUAUCGAUUUGUGACCUCGGUCUGCUGGAGGGAUCAUUAUGCAUGCAAGGUAGUUGCAAAGAGGUCAGAGGUCAAAAUUAAUAAACCGAAUAGAAACAGUGGUGUAAACAUCGAAUGGUAAAGUCGCCGGCGUUCCGGUUGAUUCUGGACGGAUUUUAUAAUAUACGCUGCUGGUAUGUGACAAGAUCAUUUCCAAUGGGCAUUCGUCGGCGGAACAUGUAGAAAAGGGGGAUAGCCUUACCUCGGUGGAAACAUGAGUCGCAGACAGCUGUUGCGGUGUAUUUUAUCGGCGCUGGCGUGUACCAUGGUUCUGUUACCCGUACGCACCGACACAGAAAGUAUCACGGACAAACCCCAUUUUAACCGCAUUCGAAAAAAUAUAGGGAGAAGAGAUAUCGACGGCUAUUGUGGAGCAUAUAAUAGGGAUAGUGGGGUAAUUAAAUCUCCCAACUAUCCCAGUAACUACCCUAGUAACCAGGAUUGUUACUAUUAUAUAUCUGUUACCAGUGGCAUGUUCGUUCAGCUGGUAUUUUACUUUUUUAACACGGAGGAAUUCAACGAUUAUGUUGAUAUUUAUGACGGCCCGUCUGAAAGUUAUCGGCGCAUUGGAUCAUACUCCGGUUCGACUAUCCCUCCUAUUAUCACGUCGUCCGGCGCAACGGCGAGUAUCACGGUUUAUUUCCACUCGGACGGUGAAAAUCAACUUCAAGGAUUCGAGGCUACUUUUAAAGCCGUGGCAAGACCCAAUGUCGCAUGUGUAGGCACGUUUUACGGCAGCGAGGGUGUGUUCUCAUCUCCUAACUUCCCUGGCUUCUAUCCAAGCAAUCAGGACUGCUAUUAUACCAUAACAGCGUCAGUUGCCAGUGCGGUGAUUCAGAUUGAAUUUUUACAAUUUGCCACCGAAGAAAACUACGACUAUGUCAGUAUAUAUGAUGGUACGUCGACGGCUGCCUCACUACUGGGUACAUACAGCGGACUAAAAAUACCGUUAGUACCGGUGUCAACACGGUCCACCAUCACGGUGUAUUUUCACUCGGACGGUUCAAAUGAGUUCCAAGGAUUUAACGCGACAUUUCAACAAGUAAACACAACUACGUAUAGUUACUUUGUUUCUGAUUAUGGAUUCAUCGCCUCGCCCGGAUUUCCCAAUUAUUACCCAAGCAAUCAAGACUGUUAUUAUUUCAUAACAGUGUCCAAAGGAAUGUAUGUUCAGCUUGUUUUUACUACAUUUAGUACCGAAUCCAUUCACGACUACGUGGAAAUCUACGAUGGUCCGUCCCCUGCGUCCAGUCAUCUUGGUUUUUAUUCGGGAAACAGUCCGCCGUCAGUCCCCAUAUCGUCUGGGAAUACGAUCACCGUAUACUUCCACUCAGACGGGAUAAUCGAACGCCAAGGAUUCAACGCCACCUACAGGGCAGUCAUAACGACCAACGUGGGGGACUGCGGCGGUACGUUCAAUUCGGAUAUGGGCGUCAUUGCAACACCAAACUACCCAGAUCAUUAUCCGGGAAACCAAGAUUGUUAUUACUACAUCCGGGUAUCUGAUGGUCUGUUAAUACAGCUGGAAUUCAUUCUUUUCAACACCGAAUAUGAACACGAUUUCGUCAGUGUCUUUGAUGGGUCGUCGACUUCCUCCACGACGAUACUGAAUUCCUAUUCCGGAUCCGGUUUGCCAUUAGUGCCUUUUUCAUCAGGUUCGUCUCUGACAGUGUAUUUCCAUUCCAAUGCGGACGGAGCAGGACAGGGGUUCUACGCCAAAUUUAAAACCGUACUAAUGACGAACAAUACUGGUAGUCACUGUGGCGGAACAUUCACAACAGACUGGGGAAUUUUUACAUCCCAAAACUAUCCAGAACAUUAUAGUACUUUCCUUGAUUGUUAUUAUUAUAUAACUGUGACUGCUGGAAACAAAAUCCAGGUACAGUUCAAUAUUUUUGACACGGAGUCGUGCUGCGAUUACAUCUGUAUUUAUGAUGGGAGCAGCACUUCGUCGUUGCUUCUCGGUAACUAUACCGGUUCCACGUUACCGCCUCUCAUCACGUCAAACUGGUCACACGUGCUUAUUUAUUUCCACACCGAUGGAACGGUCGGAAGCCGUGGAUUUCAAGCAGUUUACACUUCGCAGCCUCCCAAAGGUUUCUCAGUUUGUACCAAUAACCUUGCCACAUCCCUUGGCGGAGUGAUAUAUUCGCAUGAUACGUAUCCGGAUGAUUACCAGUCGUCACCACCGUGCUCACUGGCCAUCAACACGUUUGCAUAUUACGCCAACAUCUAUCUGAAAUUUGUGGAUAUUGAUAUGUACACUGUAAACGACCAUGACUGUCUGGGAGGAGAUUACAUAAUCUUGUCUCGCUCCAGUGUUGGUCAGUAUACAAUAUGCCAUCCCAACGACACGGCUGAUAUGUACAUCACGUCGGGGGCGUUCGAGAUUUCCACUCGGUUUACAGAACCCACCCAUCCACGCAGGUACAGGGGAUUCAAGGCGGUGUAUUCCCUGUAUUACUAUGCCGGAACCCAUGGCAAUUGUACGUAUGCCAGUGAUUUCAAAUGCGACAACAAUCGGUGUAUAGCUGGAUCGCUUCGCUGCGAUGGAAAUGAUAAUUGUGGCGAUAACACUGAUGAAGAGGCAUGUGGGCUGAAGGAUGAUGCGGCCCUGAUAAUCGGAGGGGCACUUGGUGGCUUAGUUUUGGUGGUUACAGUUGUCGUGUUGGUGGUCGUAUUAUAUCGCAAACGAAUUGUCAAACCAGUCUCGCUGAAUGUGAACGGAGCACCGCCCCCAGUGUUCACUGCAUAUAAUACUGGUAACCUAGGGUUAACAGAUGAACAAAAUGGUGUCACGUUACCCUCCGAUUUACAGCAGUCCACAGUGUCUUACCGUAAUAACAAAGCAGAAUCUACACCACGGUCAGAAUCGCCGAUAUAUGCCUCCCCGAUUGAUCUUCCAUCGCCGAUGCAGAUAACAGUGCCUGAGCCCCCGCCCGAUCUUGCAACGGCAGCUAAUGAUCUUAUCGCCAAUGUGAGGACAGUGCGAGAUGCCUCUGCUGAUUUGCCAACUAUACCCACUGAGACAUUGAUUCAGGAUUCGCCAGAGCACCAUACGCCUCUCGACCUUCCGCAUCAAAUGCAUGUGUUUCGAACUGAUUUGUUAGCGUCACCGGUGCACGACUCGCCGAUAGAUUUACCGGCGAUACCAAAUCAAGACCAGAGGAAACCAGGCCCGGUCUCGCCAUUGAAAGACCCGCCUGUUGAUAGACCGUUGCAAGGUCAAAACUCUAAUCGGGCGGUGGAGCCAGUUUAUGAUUCCCCGACUCACUCUCCAUUAAGCUCGCAUACGUCUCCCUUGCAUGGUCAAAUGAAGAACCACAAUACACAUGACAAUUCAAGCUCAUCAACGCCGCGUAUUUCAAUGAAUAAUUGUUUUGUUUUGCCAUCAAAUAAUCCCCGGAUGUACCGACAAACCUCGCCAGCGGACAAUCCAGGAACAAAUCGAACUGCUUCUGAAAGUAGUCGGAACACCACAAUUGUGCCCUCACCAAGAACACCUCGGGGACACGUACAUAGCUCGAGGACACGUCGCAUAUCGCAACCAGGUCGGAAAUCUAAAGGACGUCGCGCAAUGUCGCCAACCUACGCUAGCCCAAUAGAUGCAGUGACCACGCCGCCAAUGUCUGGCCAUUGCAACAACAGUUUUGACUCUUCCCAACAAAAUGAGUCGCAAUACCGCCCCGAAGGCAAUGCAGCUCGCAACUCGCACAGACGAUCGCGUGAACCUAUCACGCAUUUCCUUGAUCUUACUCCGACCAACUUGAAUCCACCACCGGGUGAGGCGCCACCACCUUACGACGAAGUGCGGCAAAGUACGUCGGUGUAUCUCUGUUAAUAGACAAUGACAACGCGUAAGCAAUGAACUACCGUAUAUUUACAAGAUUCGCAAGAAAACCUACAACAUUCAGUGUAAAUAUCAGAAUACCAACACUUUACGAACUAUAUGCAGCAGUCCCUUGUAUGCCUUUACAUAGUAUUAUUGUAUAGAUA
Saccoglossus kowalevskii is the source of this 4041-nucleotide messenger RNA. RefSeq lists its product as uncharacterized. Gene Ontology annotation, cellular component: membrane. Gene Ontology annotation, molecular function: sodium channel activity; protein binding. Lineage: Eukaryota; Metazoa; Hemichordata; Enteropneusta; Harrimaniidae. Gene Ontology annotation, biological process: sodium ion transport. The record is from RefSeq and is a predicted model, not a curated record.